Messenger RNA from Cuscuta campestris, 1384 nucleotides. NCBI's taxonomy places the organism in Eukaryota, Viridiplantae, Streptophyta, Magnoliopsida, Solanales, Convolvulaceae. The record is from the annotation of a GenBank genome assembly.
CCAUUCGAUUUUAUACUCUUAUUUUGUGUUAUUCAAUCCUCUUACUUUUCUCUUUAAAACGCAGGACGUCCUGCCUGCCGUUCAAAGGCAUCUCGCGACGCAGAAGGUAAAAUUUAAAACAACGAGCUGCUGCUAGCAAUGGAUUCAGGUCUGCUUUGGAUCGUAUUUGGUAUGGGCCUGACAAUAGUCAUGAAGACUUAUGCAAAUCACUUUUGAGAAGCUUUGAAAUGUGUGUAGCUAUUGAAGAAGUAGACAGAGAUAGUAGAUGGUGCCAGGACGAGAAGAGAGCGCUGGAAGAGCAUUGUAUGAGUUUAGGUCUUCUUGGAAUGAUUGGUGGGCAAAAGAGAAGAAAAGACAGUGUGAUAUAAUGUUAUUAGGUUUUGGAUGGGUAAGGUUAUUCUCACUUAAUUUAGAUAAACUUGAUUAAUUAUACUUGGCACAGUAGAUGAUUUACUUAAGAAAGCUGGAAACCCAACCCAGACAAUUUUUCUUAAGCAAACUUUCUUUUGUAAAAAUUUGUAGUGUUUGGAUAGGCACGGCAAGGAGUCAAAGCAAUGCCAAUUUGAAGCUGAGGAGCUUAAAAAGUUCUGUGAUAUAGAAGUUAAAUGACAAGCUGUUUUCAACAUACUUUAUUGAUGAUGAACCUAAUUAGUUACGGAGUACUACCUAUAUAAGACUCUCUCCGUCCAAUUCACAUGAUGUUGUUAAAGAGGCAAACACUCUGAAUCUCUAAUCGAUGCUCGUUGCUUAGUGGGCGUCACUUCACCCUCAUGGUCUUGUCCCUUUCAUCCCAUCGUUAUCGCCCCGUCCCUAUUGCAGAGCCGAUCGCUAUCCUCCGGUCCUGUCACGUUGUCCGAGCUUGCGUAACAAACUAUAGACGUCCUGCCUGCCGUUCAAAGGCAUCUCGCGACGCAGAAGGUAAUAUUUUAAUACAACGAGCUGCUGCUAGCUAUGGAUUCAGGUCUGCUUUGGAUCGUAUUUGGUAUGGGCCUGACAAUAGUCAUGAAGACUUAUGCAAAUCACUUUUGAAGAACUUUGAAAUGUGUGUAUCCAUUGUAGGAGACAGAGAUAGUAGAUUGUGCCAGGACGAGAAGAGAGAGCUGGAAGAGCAUUGUGAUGAGUUUAGGUCUUCUUGGAAUGAUUGGUGGGCAAAAGAGAAGAAAAGAAAGUGCGAUAUAAUGUUAUUAGGUUUUGGAUGGUGUUUGGAUAGGCACGGCAAGGAGUCAAAGCAAUGCCAAUUUGAAGCUGAGGAGCUUAAAAAGUUCUGUGAUAUAGAAGUUUAAUGACAAGCUGUUUUCAACAUACUUUAUUGAUGAUGAUCCUAAUUAGUUUAAUGACAAGCUGUUUUCAACAUACUUUAUUUCAGUAAAUUUACAUUAUAACU